UUAGCAUGGAAGAACUUUCCAAAAUAAUAGGAACACGCGAAAAACGUACAAGAAAUUAUAAAAGAACGCAAAGAAGGCCCUUCCCGGCAUCCUUUCUUAAAGACAAAAACAACAUCCAAUCGGCAAAAUCUCAGUGAAGUAAAAAUACAACAGCAACAAGUCGGAUCCGGAUUCGGGUCUAUCCGUACGAUUCGAUUUCAUUCUCCGGUGGCGGCAGAGAAGGAGGCGGAGCAUUUUGUGAGCCUAACAAUGGAGGACGAUAAGAAGAAGAAGAAGAAGAGGAACAAGAAGAAGAAGAACAAGCAGGGCGAGGCCACCGACGAUGUUUCUGUUUCCGGCAACGGACAAGUUUCUCAGGCAGCCGGAGAUGUUCAUUCCGACGAUGCCUCGUCCGUCGGCAAUGGCCAGGUUUCAGAGGCCUGUGCGGGUGCUCGUUCCGAUGCUGUGCGAGACGGAGACGGAUAUGUGAAUGGGAAGAGGCAUGAGAGCAAUGGCACGGAAUCUAGAUUAUUAGCUGAAUCUGAGAAAAAAUGGCUCCAAAGAGAGUUUUUACAGGAUACAUUAGAAGAAACAAUCAAACAAUUACAAAUCGAAAAGGACGUAUACAUACAGAAGGAGGCUACAUUAGGGGUUACUAUUAAACAAUUACAGAAUGAGAAUGAUUCGCGUAUACAGAAAGAGGCAACAUUGCAUGAUACAAUUAAGAAAAUGCGGGAAGAAACGGAUUCACAUAUACAGAAAGAGGCUGUUCUACAGAUGGAAAAUGAACAUUUACAGAGCGAAAAAGUUUUGUGGCUUCAGAAAGAGGUUGGAUUAGAGGACAAAAUUGGUUGGUUAGUAGAUGAAAAAGGCACUUUGCAUUCGGAAAAGACAAGCUUACAGGAAAAGGUUAAACAUCUAGAGGGAGAUAGAGAGACCUGGACUCUAAAGGAGGAUUCGUUUAAGGGAACGUUAGCAACUCUGAAUGACGAUAUUGCUAGAUUACGAGCACAGGUGUCGGAAUUGGAACAAUCCAGGAAUAAUCUUGUACAAGAAAAUCAACAGCUGAUGGAAAACAUUUCUAGUUGCAGUUGCAAAAAGAAUCUUGAGAGUGUCUACUCUACUCCAGCAUCAGACGAACUUGCAAAGGCUUCGGAACAUGAGGAAUUGAACUCUCAGGUUGAAGCAACAUGUUCACUAGUUGAGAAAUUAGUUGCAGAGAAUGCAGAGCUUGUUGAGAAGGUGAAUGAGUUGUAUGGUGAACUUAACCGACGGAGCCUCACAGUUGAAUUUACUUCAACAACAGAAUCUAAUACACCAGUUGUACCUCCUGAAGCUGCCAGUGUCAUUGAUCCCGUGUCUGUAUCCACUGAGGAUAUGUCGACAUCAGACGAGAAGCUUGAUUCCCCAAAAGGUGUUCCAAUCAAACAGGAGAUGCAUAGUAAUGGUAACGUGGAUUCUGAACAUGCUGCUUUAGUUCCAGAACUGCCAGUAUCCGAUGAAGUUAGUGAAAUUGUUCAAAUUCCGUUGGAUGAGAAUGAAGUCAGAAAUCUAGAGGUGUCUCUCGAGAAUGACAAAAAUGCCGGUGUGCCGCUUGCAGAAGCUCCCCUGAUCGGUGCUCCUUUCCGGUUGAUGUCAUAUGUUGCUAGAUAUGUUAGCGGUGCUGACUUGGUUAACAAGGGAUCUACUUAAGUCUAGUUAUUAGCUUCUACCUCGCCAGUGAGCAGGGGCAUAAUUUCCUGAGAUUUUUGUCGAAGUAAGAAAUACUAUUCUUUUAGAGAUUAGAGACAGGCCUUUACUUUGGCCAUUUACAUUGUUAAAGUAUCAGAAACUGUAACUUGUGUUGAAGAAAUACUUGUAAGCUGCGUGUUUUUCGCAACAGGACAACACUUAGCUCAUCAACCGCACCUUCUUUUAUACACUGAAUUCUACUUUUAGGGCGGGUAGCGCUCGUGAUUACAAAAAAAAAAAUAUUUGUCAAUCUCCUUAUUUCUCUCCUACAUUUUCAUUUUAGCCGAUUGUCUUCUAAAUUCUUAUAAUUAGCCGAACUUCUCACCAAAACUUUUAGUCUUAAUCAAAUCAAUUCUUUUUUUUUUUUGUAAGUGAAAGGUUUUAGGUUCAAUUUUCGCUAAUGAUGAAUUUAAACUAUAUUAUUGUUAAUCUAUUAUGAGGUUUAGCAUAUUCUUCCACUCUUUUAUUGUAAAUAAUAUCGUUUGUUUAGAAAUAAAAAUAUAAAAAAUAAAAUCAGUAAUAGGUGAACAACAGAACAUGUACUUGGCACAUGCAUAUUUAACGGAAAAUCGGUUGGACGUUUCAAAACUAACAGUAAGGUGUAAAUUGGCAAAUGCAAUAACGUUUAGGGAGUAAAUUGGCAAAAAACUAAUUCAGGGGCAAACUGGGAGAAACAUACUAGUUGAGGGGGUAAACGACAGUUUACCCAUAAACAUAAUAGACUAAACUUGUAUCACCAUUUACUCCAACCCCAUCUGCUAGCCUCUCUCUCUCUGCGCAUACAAAUCUGGAUCUAGAUGCAUCCGGCGCUCUCUCUUCUCCGGUGGAAUUUUGCCACGGCGCUCUCUCCCACCUUCACAGACAGUCUCUCUUCUCUUUCUGUCAGUCCCUGAUGCAUCCGGAUCUAGAUGUGGGCAAAAAUCAGCGGCCAAAGACCUCCAGAUUCAAUCUCUCAGUCCCUGAUGCAUCCGGAUCUGGAUGUGGGCAAAGACACGGUGGACCUCAAUCAUAUCAAGCACUCGGAAACCAGGGAUGACUUUUUAGGCUAAAAAUGUCCUUAAAAAUAAACAGUAUUGUUUCUUUAAGACUACCUUUAAUAAAUUAAUUAUAAUGUUUUAAAAAGCAGGAUAUCGGUACAUUUGAUUGUACGGUGAUUUGAUUAUGUCGGCACAUAUGGUGAUUUGACUUUAUACUUGUUUAAAAAUCCAUCAAAAUCGCCAAGGAAGUCGACAGAAAUCCUUAAAAAGCCUUUAGGGACACUUGGUGGUGCCUUUUUGGCCAGUUUUCUUCAGCCUGAUUGUUCAAAGUUCCGAGAUCUCAUAGACGUUGGAAUUCUGGACAUGUUGCUGGUUUUAUAUGCGAAGCCAUACAGGUACCUCACCAAAUUAACAUUCAAUUUUUUACCAACUCAACCCAACCCAACCCUUGAAGCGAAAUGCGGAAAAAGGGAAGAAAAAAUAAAAUCCAUGGAUCCCGACCCAUUUCAUUACAACUUUUUGUUUAUGUGACGGGGAGUAGGAGGAAUCGUAGAGUUGUUCAUCCCUGACGAGGAACAGUCUGGUUCCGCUCUUCUGGUGGUUUGAGUGUCAUGGUGUUGUGCUUGACAUUGUCACAAUAGCAAAGGUUAAAAAACAUCACCUGGGCAGCUACUUUCAAUUGGCCAGGCCAGCAGCGGGACCUCCAUCAUCAUCCUCUUUACGCUGUUUCUUACUUUCAGGACCAGCAUCAUCAUGAGCCCUGACUUUUUUCUUUUUCUCUUUUUUCUUUCUUGGAGGACCGCUCUUUUUUGGAAUAAUGGUGCUCGGCGUCUUGUCAAUCCAGCGUCUCAAGGCACUGCUGCGAGUCGGAGUAGUUGGAAUAAUGGUGCUCGGCCUCAUGCGCCUCCUGGAGUCGAGAGAGUCGGGAGUCUCGGGAGCCAUGAAGACCCUCCUGGAGUUCUUGCAUCAGAUCUUGGGGAUUGGGAAUGGAUCGAGAGAGAGAAAGGGUUCCAGGAGGCGGCAGACUAGGGAUUUGCUUUUUCCUGAAAAUAAGAAACAGCGUAAAGACGAUGAUGAUGGAAGUCCCGCUGCUGCUGCUGGCCUGGACAAUUGAUAGUAGCAGCCCAGGUUGGAUUCGUGGAGAAAAUUGGUCGGCUAGUAGAUGAAUCGAGUAUCAUAAGCUUCCAGGAAAAGGUAAACCUAUCAUAGAUCCUGUAUGAUAGGUUUGAAUCGAGUCAGACCAUUGUCCUUGUUGCAUGCUCAUCCUAAGUUCUGUUCGCAAUUAGCUCACAUAAAAUCUCUGUAUUUUCUUUUGAUAUGGAAUUUAAAACCAAAGCUGGGCAGGUGUCGGAAUUGGAACAAUCCAGGAAUAAUCUUGUACGAGAAAACGAACAGCUGAUGGAAAACAUAUCUCGUUUUUGCAGUUUCAAAAUAAGUAUCUUGAGUGUGUCUACUCUACUCCAUCAUUGGCUAAGGGAUACUAAGUUUGCCGAGUGUUUAUGUUUCCCAGAGAACAAAUUCUUACAAUGGUGUUUGGAAACUUUUAUGAACUCCUAUGAGCGAUAAAUCUAUCAGUUUUGCUGAGAAAUAUUUUAAAUAUAAAAAAUCUGACAACGAUCUCUUUCUCUAUCAUUGCUUUCUUGACAUAUUACUUGUCAAAUGACGAAAAAUGUGUCUGACUUUGUGUUAAUGUAGCAUGCUCUGAAAUGUGAGGAAUUGAACUCUCAGGUUGAAGCAGCAUGUUCACUGGUUGAGAAAUUAGUUGCAGAAAAUGCAGAGCUUGUUGAGAAGUUGAAAAGCUGCUUCCCUCCCGUAGUUUCUAUAGGAGUAAUGUGUACAGUCGUGUUAUACAUUGAGACACCUGUGAUUAGGUUUUAUAUAUUACUAUAAGAUUUUGAUGGGCUGACUGGUUGUCUGACAUAUCUUUUACUCUAUCCUUGGUAAAUGAGUUGUAUAGUGAACUUGAACGACGGAGCCUCACAGUUGAACUCGCUUCAACAACAGAAUCUAAUACAACCGUUAUGCCUCCUGAAACUGCCAGUGUCAUUGAUGCCGUGUCUCUGAUGAGAUUAGUGAAAUAGUUCAAAUACCGUUGCAUGAGAAUGAAGUCGGGAAUCUGGAGGUGUCUCUCAAGAAUGACAAAAAUGCUGGUGUGCCACUCAUAGAAGAUCCGCCGAUUGGUGCUCCUUUUUGGUUAAUGUCAUAUGUUGCUAGAUAUGUUUGGGGGCAUGAUUUCCUCAGAUUUUUGUGGAAGUAAGAAAUACGAUUCUUCUGGAGAUUAAAGCCGGGCCUUUAUUUUGGCCAUUUACAUUGUCAGAGUAUCAAAAAAUGUAACUUGUGUUGAAGAAAUACUUGUAAGCUGUGUGUUUUUUGCAGCAGGUUUGUACGUUUUUGGCAAUAGAAUUUGCUUUUCAAUUA
Messenger RNA from Pyrus x bretschneideri (Chinese white pear), 5105 nucleotides. RefSeq names its product myosin-9. Lineage: Eukaryota; Viridiplantae; Streptophyta; Magnoliopsida; Rosales; Rosaceae. The record is from RefSeq and is a predicted model, not a curated record.